Messenger RNA from Jatropha curcas, 707 nucleotides. It is a transcript of the gene GAMMA-H2AX, whose product is annotated as gamma histone. NCBI's taxonomy places the organism in Eukaryota, Viridiplantae, Streptophyta, Magnoliopsida, Malpighiales, Euphorbiaceae. The record is from RefSeq and is a predicted model, not a curated record. Gene Ontology annotation, cellular component: nucleosome. Gene Ontology annotation, molecular function: protein heterodimerization activity; structural constituent of chromatin; DNA binding.
ACUUUCAGUUUCGGUCAGAAGAUCAUAGCGUCUACAAUUUCUUUUUGCUUGCUUUUCGUUUUGUGCUAAAAUACUAGGGUUAGGGUAUCUGUGACAUUUUUUGUAUUAGUAAAGAUGAGUUCAACUGGAGGAUCGACCAAGGGAGGCAGAGGGAAGCCAAAAUCUUCGAAGUCAGUGUCGCGGUCUUCGAAGGCUGGGUUGCAGUUCCCGGUUGGGAGAAUCGCUAGGUUUCUUAAGGCUGGAAAGUAUGCCGAGCGUGUUGGUGCUGGGGCUCCCGUCUAUCUCUCUGCUGUUCUCGAGUAUCUUGCUGCUGAGGUAUUGGAGCUUGCUGGGAAUGCAGCGAGAGAUAAUAAGAAGAAUCGUAUUGUGCCAAGGCAUAUUCAGCUUGCUGUGAGGAAUGACGAGGAGCUGAGUAAACUUCUGGGCUCAGUUACCAUUGCCAAUGGUGGUGUAUUGCCAAAUAUUCACCAGACACUCCUUCCUAAGAAGAUGGGCAAGGGCAAAGGCGAAAUUGGAUCUGCUUCUCAGGAAUUCUAGACUUCUAAUCUUUUUUUGUCUAGUUUCUGGUGGUUUGAUUUAGGGAUGCUACAGUUGUAAAAUACUUUUUCAUUUUGGUUUUCUGCUUUGCACUUGAAAUACUGCUCAUCUUUUCUGAGUAAAUGAAUCGGUUGAUCAAUCAAUGCUUCUCUGAUUUAAUAUUUUUUUCA